AUGAACAAGCUUCAUGGACUCGCCCUAGUUUUUCUAUUAGCUGUGGCGAUUUGCAAAGCUGCCGACGAGAUUACUUGCGACGAGAACGAGCCAUUCAAAUGCAGCGACCCUCAGACUUUCAACAGUAAAACCUUCGAUGAAGACUUAAUCUUCGGGGUUGCAUCUUCUGCUUACCAGGCAUGUGACAAAUCACUCAUUAUUAGAUAUACAUUAUCGAAGGAGGCAGAGGUCGUGGUUAUAACGUUUGGGAUCAAUUCACUCACCGAUACCCAGGUAUGUCAGAAAGCAGGACCAGAUUUGUCGAAUGGAGACACUACUAGCGAGUCAUAUACGAGAUGGCAGAAAGAUAUAGACGUGAUGGACGAACUCAAUGCAACAGGCUACAGAUUCUCCUUCGCGUGGUCAAGAAUCAUUCCAGGAGGAAAGGUGAGUAGGGGAGUGAACCAAGGAGGUCUUGAUUACUACCACAAACUCUUAGAUGGCCUCAAAGAAAAGAACAUAGAGCCUUUCGUGACCCUCUUUCACUGGGACCUUCCUCAAACACUGCAAGAUGAGUAUGAAGGUUUCUUGAACCGCUCAAUCAUAGAUGAUUUCAAAGAUUACGCGGAUCUAUGUUUCCGCGAAUUUGGUGGAAAGGUAAAGCACUGGAUCACGAUCAACCAGCUAUUCACAGUGCCGACGAGAGGCUAUGCUUUGGGAACAGAUGCACCUGGUCGAUGUUCUCCUGCGAUUGAUGAACGAUGUUACGCUGGAAACUCUUCAACAGAACCCUAUAUCGUUGCACAUAACCAGCUUCUUGCUCAUGCCACGGUGGUCGAUCUUUACAGGAAAAACUAUUCGCAUCAAGGAGGGAAGAUCGGACCUGUGAUGAUAACUAGAUGGUUUCUUCCAUAUGAUGAGACUGAUCAAGACUGCAUAGACGCGGCUGAGAGGAUGAAAGAGUUCUUCUUCGGAUGGUUCAUGGGGCCAUUAGUAAAUGGUACGUACCCACAAAUCAUGAUAGACACUGUGGGAGAACGGCUUCCCGAGUUCUCGGAUUACGAAAAGGAACUCGUAAAGGGUUCAUAUGAUUUUCUUGGUCUCAACUAUUACUUCACUCAGUACGCCCAGCCAGCUGAUAACCCAUUUACUUCGCCAGAACACAAUGCCUUGAUGGACGCACGAGCAAAACUCACAUAUAAAAAUUCACGCGGUGAAGUAAUUGGCCCACUGUUCAGUUUAAACAAAGACGAUGAAACCAAAAACGCCUAUUACUACCCAAGAGGAAUUUAUUACGUAAUGGACUACUUCAAAAACAUUUCUAAUAACCCUAUAAUAUAUGUCACCGAGAACGGAUUAAGUAGCCGCAGUGAAGAAACCCGUGAGGAGACCGUUGCUGAUUCGAAGCGGAUUGAUUAUCUCUGCAGCCAUCUCUGUUUUCUUCGUAAGGUCAUCAAGGAGAGAGGUGUCAACGUGAAAGGAUAUUUUGCCUGGUCUCUUGGAGAUAACUAUGAAUUCGGCCAAGGCUUUACGGUUAGAUUCGGACUCAGCUACGUUAACUGGACAGACCUCUAUGACAGAAACCUCAAAGAUUCUGGCAAAUGGUACCAGAAGUUCAUUAACGUGACCACUGAAAACCCUGGCACACAAGAUUUCCUCCGCUCGAGCCUCUCCUCCCAAACCAAGAAGCACUCAGAUGCAUGAAACACUUUAUCCCCAUCAUCAAGAUCAUCAUCUUCAUCAUAUCCCACUCUUUCUACUUGCUCCAUAGAUAUAUAAGGAGCUUCUUAAUUAUACCUAAUGCAAAUGUACUAAACAAAAUUAAAUUCCUCUAAUAAAUAAAGAUGCAUCAGUUUGUAU
Messenger RNA from Thlaspi arvense, 1839 nucleotides. The record is from the annotation of a GenBank genome assembly. Lineage: Eukaryota; Viridiplantae; Streptophyta; Magnoliopsida; Brassicales; Brassicaceae.